CGAGUGACUCAACAAGCUUUUGCAUCCUCUACCGCGGUCUAAAGGCCAAGCUUUUCGUAAUAUAAAACAAAUGAGCCAAGCUUUUCUUUCCCAACCAACGGCAAUAAUGCCUUUACUCCCCUACCUCAUUCCUCUACUACUUCAAUUCUCUUCCUCUUUUCUCAUCACUUCAGCUUACUUUCCUCCUAAUAAGUAUUUUCUCAACUGCGGAUCGGAAUCCGAUGUCACCUUCGGAGGCACCCGGAAGUUCAUCGGAGACGCCAAGCCCGGUCCUUGGUCGAUCAACCCCGGAAAAAGCAAACCCGUUCGAAACGAAACCAAUAUCCCAAAAUCCAUAAAUGAAAUAUACCACACAGCAAGAGUUUACAAUCAGCCAACAUGGUAUGUUUUUGAAAGCAUCAAUCAAAACAGCACCUAUGUGGUUCGUCUCCAUUUCUUGGCUCUUACAUCUCAAAGCUUCCUUCAAGCUCGCUUUAAUGUCUCGGCCAGUAAUGGGUUUCAGUUGCUAUCAAAAUUUUCAAUCCAAAGCAGCGAUCUUAGCACACCAAUUGUUAAGGAGUUCGCUUUUGAGCUUAAAAAAGGGGUUUUUGGCAUACAAUUUUGUCCUCAUGAAUCGUCUUUGGCUUUUGUGAACGCCAUUGAAGUCUUUGAAGCUCCUGAAGCUUUCAAACCAGAGUCGGGUUUUGCUGUUUCUCCACAACUAAACACAAACGACAACUUUACGUAUAUGAUUACCUCUGAGGCAUUUCAAGCUGUUUACAGGUGUAUAUAUAUAUAUAUGCUCGACAGGUACUGCAAUGAAAACGAAGAGAUGAUCUUAGUAUACGAGUACAUGGCAGGGGGCACUUUAAAAGAUUAUUUAUACGGUUCAAAGAUCCACGAUCAUCUUCCAUUGUCAUGGAAACAAAGGCUUCAAAUCUGCAUCGAUGCAGCAAAAGGGCUUGAUUAUUUACACAUUGGUUCCACCUUUGGUGUCAUUAUUCACCGAGACAUUAAAACCACCAACAUCUUGCUCGACAAAGACAACAACGCAAAGGUAGCCGAUUUCGGGAUAUCAAAAGCUGGAGUACCCGACGCCAAAGCAUUAGACGCCACGGUUAAAGGCACUUUCGGGUAUCUCGAUCCCGAAUACCUCAACACGUUUCAAUUAACAGAGAAAUCUGACGUGUACUCGUUCGGUGUCGUGCUUUUUGAAGUUCUCUCCGCUAGACCUCCAAUCGUCAAGACCCUUCCAAGUGAACAGAUAAACUUAGCCGAUUGGGCAAUUUUGUGCAAAAAAAGAGGAGAGAUUGAAAAGGUAAUUGAUCCGUUUCUUGUAGGUACCAUUGAAGCAAACUCAUUGAGAAAAUUUGUUGAAAUUGCUGAGAAAUGUGUGGAUGAAGUUGGGGCAAAUAGGCCUUCAAUGCACGACGUGGUGUAUGAUUUGGAAUUGGCGUUGCAGUUUCAGUUCACGCCUGUAGACGGUGGGAAAGGGUAUGAGGGAAGCACUACCAUUGUUGAUGCUUCAUGGGAUAUUGAUUCAGGGAUUCUUGACCGCAUUCGUUCGAGAGGGCUUGAUGAUUCGGUCGUAUAUGAGGAUAGCACGACUAUAAAUGCGAGAGAAUUGGUUGAAGAGUUCAAGAUUGAUUGUGCUCGAUGAUUGUUUACUUCUCAUGGAUGGAUAUUGAUAUAUAAUAGUUUGGGUUGUUGUGUGAAUUCAAUGCAGUUUAGACGGUACGAACCAAUGUAAGGGAAUAGACCCACCAUCCUUGGAUCAAUGUUAUGAUAACAAAAACUUUAUUGGGUGUCUAAAUUUGCCUAAUGUUGCCCUCAAUGAGCUAAUUUAAGCUUAAAUAGAAAGGAAUGAGGCAAUGUUCGUGUAAA
Molecule: messenger RNA, 1863 nt
Organism: Cucurbita pepo subsp. pepo (vegetable marrow)
Lineage: Eukaryota; Viridiplantae; Streptophyta; Magnoliopsida; Cucurbitales; Cucurbitaceae
Source: RefSeq, a predicted model, not a curated record